Molecule: messenger RNA, 4177 nt
Organism: Amphiprion ocellaris (clown anemonefish)
Lineage: Eukaryota; Metazoa; Chordata; Actinopteri; Pomacentridae
Gene: b4gat1
Product: beta-1,4-glucuronyltransferase 1
Exons: 2
Coding region: 325-1620 (431 amino acids)
Molecular function (GO): glucuronosyltransferase activity
Source: RefSeq, a predicted model, not a curated record
UCGUAGCAGCAGCGCCGACUGGUAAGAACUGUGUUGUGUUUUGAUGGAGAUCACAGAAGCUGGAUCCGUUUCGUCGUUUUUUCGGGCUGUUGUGAGUCAUAUGAAAAUCUGGGUUAGCGUAGCAACAAAUCAGCAAAACAUGCCAUCAAGUGUUCGUCACAUCUCCAGCCAGGUGGGCUGUAGGGUUAGCAUCGUAGUAGCAAUGUAGGCAACGUUAGCUGGGAGUCCUGGACAGAAAUAGCAGCCCUCAAGGAAGCGGCAGCCAGCUCCGGUGAUCGGACCUGCUUUGUGUACAGUGAUCAGCCAGCUUGCAGCUUCUCUGGAAUGCAUCUCUCCAAGAAAUGUUCCGCCUUCAAAGUGGUGCUGAGUGCUCUGCUGAUAGUGGCGCUCCUGCAGCUCAUAUACCUGUCCUUCCUGUCCAAGUUCCACGGUAAGCAGCAGCGGUACCGAUACUCCGAGCUCUUUGGAGGCUCCGGGGCCAAGAAAAAUGCGCACCCAGAGAAGAACUCACGGAAGGAGCGCCUGAGGUACUCUCUGUCUACUGGUGGGAUCUUCGACAACAGUGGUCAGUACCGGGUGUACAAGAACUUGAUCAAAAGUGAUUUCACUACAAAUCAGAAGCCGGGCUCCGACCCCAGCUCCAACAUCCUGGCUUUGGCUACACACACGACUAUAAACAACCUGCAUCACCUGGAAUCUCUCCUGGAAAGGUGGCAAAACCCUCUCUCUGUGGCCAUAUUCGCACAUGGGCAAGAUGUUAAGUUUGCCACAGCUUUGGUCUAUGCGCUCAGCUUCUUUUGCCCUCAGAUCCAAGCCCUGGUGGACUUCCACUUGGUGUGUCUCUCAGGAGAGACAGCCAGUUUCCCUGAACAGGACAGAGAGCACUUUGCAGGGCUUGAGGACUGUGCCUCUGUGUUCUCCAGACUGGAGACCCACAGGGAUAAAUACAAGAACUAUGCCAUCAGUGGAAACAUCUCCUACCCCAACAACCUUCUCCGUAAUAUCGCCCGAGGUGGCACCGAGUCCUCCUACAUCCUGGUCAUUGACAUCGACAUGAUGCCAAGCGCUGACCUGCACCAGCAGUUCCAGACCAUGAUCCUGAAGCGUGAGCCAGCAAGUGAUGAGGUGUUUGUCCUGCCAGCUUUUGAGAUUCGCCACGCCAGGAAGAUGCCUGCUACCAAGACAGAGUUGGUUCAGCUCUACCAGGUAGGAGAAGUCCGGCCGUUUUAUGAGGAGCUGUGUCCUCGCUGUCAGGCCCCUACCAACUACUCACAGUGGGUCAACAGCCACGUUAGAGGGCCGGCCAACCUGGAAGUCGCCUACACCCUCACCUGGGUGGACCCCUGGGAGCCUUUCUACAUCGGACCCCACACCGUGCCACUCUAUGAUGAGAACUUCAAGCAAUACGGCUUCAAUCGUAUCAGCCAGGCCUGUGAGCUGCAUGUGGCCGGAUACAGGUUCCCUGUGCUGAGUACGGCCUUCUUGGUACACCGAGGCUUCAAGAUCCAGGGGGAGUUCCACGCUAGGAAAGAUGAGGAGAACAAACGCAACCGGGUUCUGUUUCGCAGCUUCAAAGAGGGCCUAAAAACCAAAUACCCAUCCUCUAACAGACGAUGCUGAGGAUGGGACUGAGGGCUCUUUAUCCUGUUGGUAUCAGUCUUCAGUGAAGUCAGUCUUGAGCUGAAAUGAUGAACAUUUUUUCACUGUAACCCAAUUUGGCUUCCAGUCAAGCUCUCCUUGCCCAACUUUCAAAGUCAGCACAUAAAUGUCCUAGUUUUUCUGAGAUUCCUUGUGAUAUGGCACAGUAGGAGUUUAAGCUAAUCCAACUCUUGGGCGCAUUUCAAUUCCCCGUGAAAAUGAGCAGCGAGGAAAUAUUCUCUGGGCUUUUCUGAGCACAUCAUGCUAGUUGGGACUAAAAGGGAGAAAUGAUCAUUCAAGAGUGGAAAAGUGGCUGGGAAAUGAUGAGUGUACUGUGUUUUGAUUCAAAUGCACAUUCAGAAUCUAGAUGAUAUUUGAUUUAAGUUAAUAUUAAAGCAAAUGCGGCAUUCAGGCCUAUCUUAAAAUAACUUUAAACUAGGCCAGGUGCUGAAAAAGACACAAAAAUGUGAUUGCAAGAGAGUCUUGAGAUAUCAAAGAAAAGUGAAAGUCAGUGUUUUAUAUUUCAUGACAGCUAAUGAAAAAAAGUUGCCUUGUUCCUUAAAUCACAACUGAAAUUGCAUUUGCAGUCACACAUGAUAUCAAAUUAGUUAACAGAUUUGUAUUAUUAACAGGAAAGAGGGGAAAAAGUAUAUGGGGAAAUAGCAAAGAAGUGUUCCUUUUGUUCAACCACAAGGGGAUGUUGGUGUUUGACAGCAGAUGGCAGGCUAACCACUGCAGGGAAACAUUAAACAAAUUUGCAUUUUAGCUUAUAAGUCAUGAGCCAACAGUGUGAGAAUGAAAAGUAAGAACCGCACCAGCAUCUCAACGGACCCAAGUACAUUUUUAAGCUAUUUAGUGUAGAGCAGCUGACUAGCUAAUUAUUUAUUCAGCCUGCAGAGUGACAUAAACAGUGGGGACUUGUUCGUGAUUCAGAAAGCUAAGGUGCAUCACAUAUGUGUUUGUAGAGAGACAUGAGCAGGAAAGAUGUGCUUCUCGUUUUAUACAACAGGUCGCUAUGUGGUCUCCUAUGAACAGGAGAGCAAUGUUAAUUCUUUAUGUACAUAUGGUUUAAAAUGAAAUAAUCUGGUUGACUGUAGGAAAUUAUGAGAGCUAAUAACCUAAUGCAAAUGAAGGGGAUCAUGAAAGGAAAAGGUCUAAGUUUAUCUCCUUUGGUUGUGGAUUUUUUUCUUUAGAACAAAUAGAACAGGAUAACUGGUUUACAGAUAUAUGUGAAUGUGAUGGGGGAAAAACUGUCUGACUUUACAUUCUGGUAGUGUGUCCAAAAAUGCCGGGUGUCGUUACAGACAUUUUUGUCAGCUAUUGAACAAGACAAAUAAUAGUAAUGAUGAUGAUGAUAAAUGGCGAUAAAAUGGUAGCUGAGUCAGAUUUUUAGGCUACAGACCAAGCUUUUUACACAUCGAUAAUUUUUCAGCCUAAUGGGGAAUAAAGUAUGGGCCCCAAACUUCAGUCCUUCUAAAUUUCAGUAAGUCGGUAACAUGUUCUGACCACCAGAUGGCAGCGGUCACUCGAGUGUUGAUGCACAGUGGCAGCACAUAUAUUUAAGCCUGCAGUGAGAGCAGCAGACAACAGGAUACACCAUCCCAGUGUUUGUUGAUGGCCGGAUGGAUGUGAAUUUACUCUGCGCCACAGCGGUCGGCACAUUUCAUUAGUUUUCAGUACCCUGUGAGUGCUUGUUGCCGCUGCAAAUUGCCAGACUGAAAAUAUUUUCCUCAUGAAAUCAACAAAGCACUGUAAAGAGACGAUGUACGACACUAUCUUUUUGCCUACACUGUGUAAAACUACUGUAUUAUAACACUAAGGAUCUGACACUAUCAGUCACCUCUUGAAGUAGAGUAUAUGAUGGGACAGGCAGCUACAAGCGGAAAUGUAGCACGGUUAGUGUGUAGAGAGAUAAAUAUACUGCAUAAUCAAACCGUAAACCUCGAACAAAAAGCAACGUGUUAUGAAAUGGAUUGCUGUGGAAAUGCUUCUCUUGACACCACUAGUAAACAAAUAGCUAAGUUUGGUCUUAGAUUUUAUUCUGUAAUUCUAUGGGACAUACAUACAGUAUUAAACCUUGACUACCGCUCUUACUCCUGUCUUUUUAGUGGACAUGCAUACAUACAACAAAGUAUGCAUAAACAAAAGAUGUUGUUUGGCUACUUUUAAAUGUAAAAUUGCCAUGUAUUAGUUGAUUUUGGAGAGAUUUAAAUAUUUUUUCCUUCCUUACUUGUAGUGUUCAUGAUAUAUUUAUUGUGAAAAUGUUUUAACAUUUUUUUAAUGACCCGAGCAAGAAAACUGUAGCACAAAUGUGUUAGAAAUGAAACAUUUUGGUUUUUGAACCACUAUCAAACACUCACUUGAUUUUUUUGGAGUGGGAUCAGUUUUAACAAUAUAGUGCAGUGCUUUAUUUCUCAUGUCUUUUCAUCACUUGAAAAUGCAUUGUUUUUUCGUAUUUAUUUUUUUCCUCUGUGUUCACAAAAUAUAAUGCCUGAUUUGUCUGGAUGAAAUUUCUAAUAAACCUUGUGGACGACUUUUA